Capronia coronata CBS 617.96 is the source of this 1554-nucleotide messenger RNA. RefSeq lists its product as uncharacterized. NCBI's taxonomy places the organism in Eukaryota, Fungi, Ascomycota, Eurotiomycetes, Chaetothyriales, Herpotrichiellaceae. The coding region runs from base 1 to 1554 and encodes 517 amino acids. The transcript has a single exon. The record is from RefSeq and is a predicted model, not a curated record.
AUGGAUAAUCAUAAUCCAUACCCUUCUGCUGCGAAUGCGCACGCCGCUCAUUCUUCGACAUCCUCAGUCAAUCUAUCCUCACCCACCACAUCAAUGUUCUCCAAGGGUCACUCGUCACGCGGCUCCAACUCGUCGAUUGCCUCGUCCCCAAUACCACGAGAAUCGCUUGACAUCUACGGGGGCCCGAAAAGGUUGGAAGAUGUGACGGAGGAACCUCAUGAGAGAGAGGAGUUCGAAGGGUACACUUUGGUCAGCGACAGAACGUAUGACUGGAGUGACUGCGACAAGGCUUUCGCUACUCACCACGUCCACUCUUCCCCACCAAGCUCCCCUGGACGACAACACGAUUGGAGCUUGGAAGAAGGCGACGAGUGGUAUGCGCAGGCCUCUGGGCUGGGUAUAUUCAAACGACGGAAAUCAUUAGAACAGCCCGUGGCCGUCAAUCGUCACCGUUUCAGCAGUAAGUUCGGCUCGAUCUCACGACGUUGGAAGAAUCGAUCUGCUCCAGGACCGCAACUGUCCAUCGCCACCCACAUCGACUCUCCCGUGUCUCGGUCCGGAUCUUUCAAAUCGUCGCAAGUUCGCAGUCCGGUCCUGAGUGUCAUAUCGAAGCACGAGAGCUUGGUCUGUUCGUCUCCAGUGAUCCCGGAAACAAGUGAACUCUGGUUGGAAGCGGAAGCGGAAACCCGCGCCAUCGACAUCGAACAAAAGCCUGCAGAGGAGGAAGAAGAGCCAUGUCAAGCGACCACGCCAUUAUUACCCCCCAUUCUGACCGAGCUUGAGAAGAAAGAGGCCCCGGUCCAGUCUCCUCUUCAAUCACCUGCCAUCGCACCCACAUCUUCCAUGAUGAGCUCGAGGACGUCCGUGGAAGGCUCGCUGUCAUGCAUUCCGUCACCGUCUCUCUCAACUAAGCCGUCGAUGGUCUCGAUGCACAACCGGUCUCGCACAAACACCAUGACCAGCGCGCCUUUUGGUGACAUCCCGGCCAUGCAACUCCAGGAUGAUUUUUCCGACCCGUGGGCUGUUCGAUUGGGUCAUGCCAACUUCACCAUCUACCCCGAGCCAUAUGUUCCGGAAGUCAUUGACUUGGAAUCAUACACCGAAUUUCGCAACAACUGGGACCAAGCUCGCACCAACUAUGCCAGGCACAUCACCCGGACCGCCGAACACUAUGGAUCGACUUCCAAAGUGUACAAACUUACCGAGGAGAAGUGGGCAGCUGUUGACGAAGCCUGGAAGAAACAACACACGCUGAUGCGGACGGCUCUCGCUCCUGUUCUGACUCGCUUGAGCGAUGGCGAGUUGGAUGUGCCAGACUCGGCCGCGUCAAGUUCGGUUCUCGAGAAGCCCGCCAACAAGGUUGUUCUACCGGUCAUCGACGACAAGAGCGGCAAGUUUCCAAGACUCGGGGAUGGAGAGAUUGUUGGACCCAUGACGGUAGCGCGACCUCGCGCAUUGACCGUCCCCGGCAGAGGCGUGGAGUCAGGGAGUUCUCCUCUACUACCGCACAAGCGUAACCUCAUCAAAAUCCUGACUGACAUUUUCCGCUCUUGA